Messenger RNA from Anopheles gambiae (African malaria mosquito), 1437 nucleotides. It is a transcript of the gene mEFTs, whose product is annotated as elongation factor Ts, mitochondrial. Gene Ontology annotation, molecular function: protein binding; translation elongation factor activity. The coding region runs from base 343 to 1344 and encodes 333 amino acids. Gene Ontology annotation, biological process: mitochondrial translational elongation. The transcript has 2 exons. Gene Ontology annotation, cellular component: mitochondrial matrix. The record is from RefSeq and is a predicted model, not a curated record. NCBI's taxonomy places the organism in Eukaryota, Metazoa, Arthropoda, Insecta, Diptera, Culicidae.
GUUUGACGAAAUGUUCGAGGAGGACGACGGUGUCGGGCAUCCUUAAAGAGGUUCCUUUUUCGCUUGAACCUUAGCUUAAGUGCGCAUUCCGCGAUACAAACGCGAGAACUCAUCUGAAGUAUUGUUUAAGGGUGUUUUACUUUUUUACUUCUGUUGGCAUUUACUGUCCCUCCAACUAUGAACUUUGUAUGCUCCCUACAUGUAUCAUUGCGUUGAAUUGAUCUAUUUUUUACCAAUCAACAGCUAGCGACUGUGUUACUAUUGAAGAAUAAAUUCUUUUGAAUCUGUAUAAUCAGGAUAAUCAGGGCAAACCUCACAAACAUUCCGAUCAAAUAACAUCCGAUGGAUUAUUUUACAUUCCAGUUCGGAUCCUCGACACACACACACACAAUGCUGUUCAAGCACCUUUCCCGACUGCUCCCGGCCACUGGCAUCCGGCUGUACGCAACGGCCGAGAAGAGUGCGCUCGCGACGCUGCGCAAAAAGACGGGCUACACCUUUGCCAACUGCAAGAAAGCACUCGAACUGCACAACAACGAUCUGGCGAAGGCCGAACAGUGGCUGAAGGAGCAGGCAACGGCCAUGGGCUGGUCGAAGGCGACCAAGCUCGAGGGGCGCAAUACGGCCCAAGGGCUGAUCGGGGUGCUGGUGCAGCGAAAUGUCGGCGCGAUGGUGGAGGUCAACUGUGAGACAGACUUUGUGGCCCGCAACGCAAGCUUCCAGCGGUUUGUGCAGGUGGCAUCGGCCGCCUGUGUGCGGCACCUGGAGAACGUCGAGUCCGACGCCAACCUGACCAAGGUGGGCCUGAACAGUGAGGCGCUGAAGCAGAUCGUGCUGGACGAUGGCAAAUCGUUGGGCGACCAUCUGGCGCUGAUGAUCGGUACGGUUGGGGAGAAUGCGUCGCUCAACAGGGCGAUCUGCUACAAAGUGCCAGACAGCAUACAGCUGACGGGCUACGUACAUCCCGCGCCGAGCGAAGAAAUCCCGCACGAUGUCCCGCUGCUCGGCAAGUACGGCAGCCUGGUCGCAUUUAAGUCGGAACAUUCCACAGUGCAGGAGGGGGCGGACGGUGCCGAGCUAAGCCCGGCCCAGGUCGCGCGCAAAGUGUGCCAACACAUCGUGGGCAUGAAGCCGGAACGUAUCGGUGUGCCGGGCAAGGAUGAACCGGCCGCCGAUAAGGACGACGAAACGUGCCUGAUCCAUCAGGAGUAUCUGGUCGAUCCGGCCUACACGGUGGGCGAGGUGCUCGAGGCGAACCGGUUGCAGAUUGUCGACUUUCAGCGGUUCGCUUGCGGUGAGAAGAGCCAGUCCGAGGAGCAAAACGUUCGUGCCGCGACGAACUAGGGAGCUGGGAAAGGGUUGGACCACGUGUGUAGCAUAGUCACAAAAGAAUAAAAUCUCUCAAGGAAGAGAUUCUGCACCGUUUCCAUGUUACAA